This is a messenger RNA of Pyricularia oryzae 70-15, 588 nucleotides long. RefSeq lists its product as uncharacterized. Bases 1 to 588 code for a protein of 195 amino acids. The transcript has 2 exons. Lineage: Eukaryota; Fungi; Ascomycota; Sordariomycetes; Magnaporthales; Pyriculariaceae. The record is from RefSeq and is a predicted model, not a curated record.
AUGAUCAGAUUGGAAGAAAGUCGGAUCUCUGGGGGUGAUGGCAUGGAACCGCCCGUCAAAGCCCUGAGUGAGCUUCGGGAUGAAUUCCCCUUUCAAGACGCACGGCAACAGGACUAUAGCCUGCCCCUCGAGCACAUCUUUACCCAGUUCACCCAGACAGUUACUCGCAGACAUAAAAGCCUUGCCGUCCUCAGAAUUGUCGAAAAUAGCUCCGGACAGCGCCUGGAUCACCUCUCGUCCUGUGUAUCCAACUACACUAGCCCGGACAGAUGCCCCUCUUACACUCUUCGCACGUCAAACGGGGUUGAAUCUACCCUUGUCCUAAAGGAAUUUCCCUACCGUCCGUUACCAGGCUUGGAUUUUCGCGACGGCGGCACCUUCCUGGUACCAAGGGGCAAGCUGCUCGACAUCAUCGGCGCCGUCGGCCCGACGCUUCCCAACAAACCAACUUUUAUGCCCGGAAUUGCGGGAAUUGCUGACGUCUUGAGGGCCUGGGAGUCGCUGGUCGUCACGGUGGCAGACGGCUUCGAUGGGCGCGUCAGUGACACGUACAAGCCCAAGCAGCCGGGAGAGACGAAGUUCCUAUAA